Molecule: messenger RNA, 2409 nt
Organism: Fusarium mangiferae
Lineage: Eukaryota; Fungi; Ascomycota; Sordariomycetes; Hypocreales; Nectriaceae
Exons: 2
Coding region: 1-2409 (802 amino acids)
Source: RefSeq, a predicted model, not a curated record
AUGAAGAAAUGGCACCCGCAAAGCCGCCGCUUGUUCGGCGCCAAGCUACGGCCGAGAUCUAUGAUAAUAAUUGUCUUUGCUAUGCUUGCUGCCUACUACCUCCUGUUUGCGCCCAGCACCAGUAUCCAGGUGGUCCCUUCCAACUCAAACGUCCCAGCUUCGCCGCCGCCACCCGCUACUGGAAAUGGAGAGCCUGAUACCGAAGAUCAAUACGGCGCCAUUCAUCGAGAACUCUGGGAACUCACGGCUCAGGACCUCAAGGACUGGCACGAUCCCACCGAUGGCGAGGACCCCAAUGAUAUCGAGCCUGGAUUUGAGACUGAUGGAAAGGACCGAGGUUUUGGAGAUCUGGGCAAGCUCCAACAUGAGAAGGAUAUGAGAAAAGAAUGGAGACACGCUUAUUCUGUCACUUCUAACUUCCCCCACUCGAAUCUCAUCUAUGGAAAGACCUUGGCGAAUUUGGAAAACCAGGAGGCUCGGCCCGAAGAAUUCAGCGUUGAUCUCAAGUUUGACCCAGAUGCCGACGUAGAAUACAGCUCUGAAAAGCCGGUUCGCUAUGACCCUUACCCCAAGUACAACAGUGCCGCAUGGAAAGACGCCGGGUACGCCCAGUACUUUCCUUGCAAAGGCGCAACUGGGGAACCCGUCGAGGAUCUGCUUGUAUUCAAAGGUCGGCCUCGUGAAUGGCCCCUGCCUCGAUUUGGUAGCUACGAUGCUUUGAAUAUGGAUCCUAACCUCUGCUGGGAGCGUGAGACUCGGCUUGGCCCCUAUGGGCUGCAUCGCCAAUUCAAAAAGGUUGGCGGCGAACCGCAGCCACUCAACUUCGAUAACGUCAACUGGGGGGACCUCCAACGAAUGUGCCUCCACAAAAAUGCCCAGCGGUUUGAUAUGAACCGAGAGCGUGUCAACGAAUACCUUAACAUGUAUCCUGAAACGGUCAUUGGCCCACAAUUACCGGAGGAGCCUCAACAAGUCCAAGAGCCUGCUCCGGCACGAAUGGCAAAGCGAGAAGCUCCUCUGGAGCCAGAACCCAAGAGUACCCCAGUCUCGACGAACCCAGGCAUUCAGCCUGCCUUGACCAACCCUGAAGCUAUCAGCCAGGUCGCAAGUCCACAGAAACACCCAAGAAGCCCCAGGAACCCAACAACCGGCUAUUUUUCAGAGCCUCGAACUGCUAUCCUUCUUCGAUCUUACACUGGCAAGGACUACACAGAAAACGACAAACAGAAUAUUCGUUCACUAAUAUCUGAACUGUCUCUAAAGACAGGCGGCCAGUACGAGGUCUUUCUGCUUGUGCAAGUCAAGGAUACAAACCUCCGCAUCUUUGAGGACGACGAUGUCUACCAGACUGUCCUCUCGCAGAGCGUUCCUCCUGAGUUCCGCAGUAUGACAAUUCUCUGGAAUGAUGACAUUGUUUGGAAGCUCUAUCCAAAAUUGACAGACCCCGAAUCGAAGAACGUCCAUACUGCACAGUGGCUUUCUGUCCAGAAAUUUAGUCAGGACUACCCGCAGUUCGAUUUUGUCUGGAACUGGGAGAUGGAUUUCCGGUUCACUGGUCAUCACUACCACCUCUUGGAUAAGCUUGGAGAAUUCGCCAAGAAGCAGCCUCGAAAAGGCAUGUGGGAGAGAAACGAGCGAUGGUAUAUCCCGACAUUCCACGGAGGUUAUGACGACGAGUUUCGCCAGGACAUUGAGAAACGGUACGGCGACAAUACUAUUUGGGGCGCCCCUGAAUUUUCUUUUAUCAAUCCCAUUGGGCCCAAGCCUCCUGUUUCGAGUCCCAGCCAGGACAACUACGAAUGGGGGGUUGGUGAAGAGGCCGAUGUUGUCACUGUCUCUCCCAUGUUCAACCCUAUUAACAGCAACUGGGUUAUUGCUAAUCAAGUUUGGGGCUACAAUGACUCAACUCACAAGUCGCAAGAUAUUCCCAGGCGAACCACAAUCGUCACUCAGUCUCGAGUGUCGAAGAAGCUACUGAACAUCAUGCACGUUGAGAAUCUUCGUGGCAACCAUGUCGCUUCCGAGAUGACGCCACAAACAGUCGCUCUCCUACACGGCCUCAAGGCAGUCUAUGCUCCUCAUCCGGUUUUCAUGGACCGUGACUGGAAGGGCAAAUUUCUCAACAAGUGGUUCAACCCUGGCGAGAAUGGAGAAUGUGGCGGCCGCGGAAGCCCUAUGGGCUGGGGACGAGAGCGAAGAUAUAUUGGUUCCACUUGGUACUACCGGGCGAUACCUCCCAACCGGCUGUACAACAAUUGGAUGGGCUGGCAUGAUACAGGUAUCGGUGGCCCGCAGUGGGAAGAGAAGCACGGACGGCCAUGCUUACCCCCAAUUAUGCUUCACCAAGUCAAGAAUACGGAGCCAACCAGUGAUAAUCAUGAAACUACCUUUGAGUUAGCUUACGGGUAA